Molecule: messenger RNA, 1570 nt
Organism: Labeo rohita (rohu)
Lineage: Eukaryota; Metazoa; Chordata; Actinopteri; Cypriniformes; Cyprinidae
Gene: atoh8
Product: atonal bHLH transcription factor 8
Exons: 3
Coding region: 324-1238 (304 amino acids)
Molecular function (GO): protein dimerization activity; DNA-binding transcription factor activity
Source: RefSeq, a predicted model, not a curated record
UCUCUCUCUCUCUCUCUCUCUGAGGCACUGACUUAUCUCACCAACAGGGGCUUCUGUGUUAACUGAGGCUAAAUAAACACAGAUGAACUGUCGAGCACAUUCACAAAAAUGUCCUGGCAAUGUCUGUCUGACUUCACAAGGCUCUCGGAAACCGCAGGAGAAGCGCGUCACCUCAGAAACGCACUGACAUGGAGCUGCUUUAAACGGGCGAAGCGGGCAUGUUCCUCCUAGAAGACUUCACUGGCGCCGAGCGAGCGCGGCUUUGACGCUUUCCACAGCAGUUCACCUUGUUACUGGACUUUUAGUGAGAGCGGACAUCCGAGAUGAAGAACCCACAUCUGAACGGACCCUGCAAGAUCCUGCACUCGGUGUCGGGAGACAAGAGAGUAAAACGGAAAUCCAGAGAGCCAAUUAAGCGCGUCAGUGACGAUCAUUUACCUUACUUUAAAUUACAGUACAAGGACGCGCAUCUCACGGCAGAGACUGACGGCUGUCCGACAGAGACGCGCGGCUCGGAAAUCGUCGCGUCGAGGGACGACAGUGUGUUAAACACCGCGGUGGACAUGAGGAUUAACACCGUGAUUGCUGGAGAGACUCCUGGCGCCUCCGAGAAGACUGUCAGCGGCAGGAGCGCUCAAGCGCAGGUUUUUCCUCUGGAGCGAGCGUUGUCUCAGCGCGCCGCCUCUCAGGCGCCUGGCGAGUGCGCGGAAUCACCUAGGAAACGCGCCGGAGAGCCGUCUGGCGUCGUCACGGAGAUCAAAGCCAUUCAGCAGACGCGCAGACUGCUGGCGAACGCGCGCGAGAGGACGCGCGUGCACACCAUCAGCGCAGCCUUCGAGGCGCUGCGAAAGCAGGUGCCCUGCUACUCGUACGGCCAGAAGCUGUCCAAGCUGGCUAUAUUAAGAAUCGCUUGCAACUACAUACUGUCGCUCGCUCAGCUGGCAGACCUGGACUACACGCCAGACCAGCGCAAGCUGAGCUUCAGGGAGUGUGUGGAGCAGUGCACCAGGACGCUGCAGGCCGAGGGACGCUCCAAGAAGAGGAAGAGCCAGACACCAGAUGUUCGCAGCGCUGCUUGGGAAGUCCUGCUGGCGCCACUCAGGGCAGAGGGCAGGGGGAAGGCACGCGAGCCGGAGCCCAGAGAACGCACUCGCUGCAGGAACUGGCACAUUCCCCAGCGCGCUCUUGGCCCGCUCCCCAGUUCUCCCUUGGCCAUCUGUUCCAAAAAAACACUUUGAAAUAAAAACGCAGCGCUCAUCACUCUCUUAGGAUACGGCUCCACGGAGCAGCUGUUACAGAGGCGAGGGGAAACGGGAGGAGGGUUUGGAGGAGGAGGAGGAGGAGGGGCGCCGUCCAAGAAAGAAAUCCCUUUGUCAAGUAGAGCCAGUGAGUCUGAGGGGAAAAAUGUUUUGGCAAAGCAGAGCCAUGAAAAGCACUGAGCGAACAUGAAAAUGCGCAUGAAUGUUGCAAUGCGGGAACCUUUCUCCACAAGUCCGUUUCAAAACAAAAGGGCCCGCUGAAUCUGCUCAGAAUUUGUAUUCUUGACAGCUAAUGCAGAUUUUGUUGUUUG